AUGCUACGCUUCUGCCGACGGACAGCAAGGAAAAAUAACAAUAUAUCUUUGUCUCUCGAUGCAAAAGUCGAUAAUGCAGAAGCAUUUACCUUUGACCGUCUACGUAAAACGGGUAUUUCGGCUCGACAAUUGUUCGAUUGGUAUGCACCACUGGAUACUAUAGAAGAAUACAUACUAGGACAGAAUGAGGGGCAAUUUUUUAAUUGUUCUAAAACAGAAGGCAAUUUUUGGUUUGGACCAAGAUGCGAAUACAUGUUCAAUUCUAAUGAUACACUUGUCAACAUUAUUGUUAAUCAAUUUACGGAAAAGAAUAAUCAUGAAGUUUUGUUGUUCACAGAUGGUACAUGUUAUCCAAUGAACGAUGGCGAAUGUCAAUCUGUCCUGUGCUUAGACUGGAGAGAAAUCUGUGAUGGUAAAAUCGAUUGCAAGAACGGACUGGAUGAGUAUCGUUGUCAUGAGCUUGAAAUGAAUGAAUGUGAUUCUAGGACUGAAUAUCGCUGUCUUAAUGGACAAUGCAUUGAUCAAGGGUUGUAUUCAGACCGUGAAUUUGAUUGUUUGGACUUUUCCGACGAGACAUCCCAUAAUCGUGGCAAAGUAUGCUAUAAUGUUUUCACUUUGGAUUGCGAUGAUCGAUUAUGUCCUCCCACGUGGUUCUCAUGUGGUGAUGGCUCUUGCAAUGAUGGACCGAAUGUUGAUAAUGGACAAGGAUGCGAUUCUCAACGAGAUCGUCUUUACUUUAAACAAAUGCCACCAUCGACACUUAUCUUAUUCUCACAUGUAUCCCUGAUCUACGAUGAUACUCGACCAGAAUGGAUCUGCUAUAAUAAGACGCUAUGUCCGUAUCUUUCUAUGAACGAUUAUACUCUAUCGAAAUCGGUGACCUUCGAUGGUUUGACGUGUCAAGUAUUCAGCGUAUUCACAAAUCGAACUUAUACGAGUUUGUAUGAUAUGAUAAAAGAGUUCAAGCGCUUUGUGAGUUCAUGUUCACUCUCAUCUCAAAUUCACUCAUCGACGGAAUGUUCGAUGUUUUCAUGUGAUGAUAAAAGCAAAUGUCUCUCAUUUCAUUGCCUAUCGGAUGGGAAUGAGGAUUGCCCUAAAGGAGAAGAUGAACGUCAAAAUAAUACGUGUUCAUUAGCUCUUCCCCAUCGAUAUCAAUGUGACAAGGGAACACGAUGCAUUCCUUACGUACUCGUCGGUGAUAACAUAGUACAUUGUUCCGAUAGAAGUGACGAAUAUGGGUAUCAUAGUUUAAUAUGUUUUAAUCCAAACGACAAUGACUGUCGUCAUUUCCGAAAGCUACCAGUUCGUUACAGUUUAACUUUCCAUACACUGUGUAAUGGUGUUCCGGAAAAUAUUCUCGACUCGAAUAAUAACACAGAUGAAUCGGACUGUUUGAUGAAUGAAUGGCGUUGUCUUACCGAGCAUUCGAGGUGCAAUAAAGUGUGGAACUGUCCAGAUGGACGUGAUGAAGUCGACUGUAAUCAAGGUCCUCCCACAUUCGAAUUAUGUGUUAAUCAUACACAUUUCUGCUUGAAUAUGACGACUGGUCUUCCCAUAUGCUUGCCUCAAUCAAGAGCUGGUGAUGGUAAUAUUGACUGCGUGGGUUCAUUAGAUGAACGAGCGUUCUGUCGUACAGAAUAUCCGGGUGAUAUAAUGCGUCGAUAUCGGUGUCGAAAUUCUAAUCAGUGUAUUUCACCCAUGCAAAUUUGUGACUGUCAUCAAGAUUGUCCAGAAAAUGAUGAUGAAAUGAUUGCAUGCGUUUGGCUAAACAAUGGACAAGAACCUUUCUGUCAUCAUGUCGAUUUUCGAUGCCGCAACGGAAUACGUCUGGACUGCACUUCGAAGCCAUGCCGCUGUGACAGAAUUAGCUCCGAUUGUGCGGACAAUGAGGAUGAAUUAUUCUGUGAAUUGGUCGAUACCACUUGGAGUCGACCACUAUUACUGGAUCAGGUAGAACAAUAUCCCAAUGAGAAAUAUCUUGAAAUUGAACGGGGAUCAUCCGCAUCCGACGGUUUUAUUGCUUGGCAUUGCAAUCGAGGAUUGUAUGUUCGUUCGACAGAUAAUCCUUCCAAUUUCUAUUGCUUUUGUCCGGACUAUUAUUAUGGUGAUCGUUGUCAAUAUCAACGCAAACGAAUUAGUCUUAUUCUUCAACCAAUAAUCGCAGAGUCCUUUGAUCGUUUAUCAAUAUUCAAAAUUGUUGCUCUGUUAGUACGACAAAAUAGCAUCAUCUUGUCACAUGAUCAAUUUUUCUAUGUACCACAAGUUCAAUGUUUACCAAAGUAUUUCUUAAAUUUACUUUAUCCGAUCAAUGAAUCAUGGUCAUCAUCGUUUAAUCAUUCUGUGCAUGUUCACAGUUUCAAUGCACGUACACUUCAACAUCUUGCCUCAUGGCAAUUUGACGUACCGUUUGAUUUCUUACCUGUGAUUCGAAUAGUAAAACGUCUUCUCAUCGCUGAUACCGGGAUGACAGAUGAAUUAGCAUUUCCCACAGUGGACAAUCGGAGUUAUAAUUUGUGCUCCAUUUCUGCGAUCUAUCUCGGAUAUGAUAUUGAUCUUGGUCGAGACAUUUGUGUAUGUCCUUUAAACCGCAUUGGUCGUCGAUGUCUCAUAUCAUUCGAUCAAUGUAGUAAUGACAGUUGUUAUGGACAUGGACAAUGUAUACCUAUCGAUGAACGUUUUGAUGUGGGAAAACAGUUUAUAUGCUUAUGUGAUGUUGAAUGGUCUGGUGAUUUUUGUGAAAAACCAAAAGCAAUGAUUCAUGUGUCAUUUGCAUCAGGCAUUAUUAUUUCUUCAUUCAGAACUGCAUUAAUUCACAUCAUUUUGCAAGAUGCUUUGUCCACUCAUUUAACUUAUUUUCAUAGUUUGCACUCGGAAUUGUCAACCUUCACAGUAUUCCUGGAAAAGCAUGAACAUAUUAUGGGUCUUAUCUUCAUUCAACUACACGAAGAUCUUAAUCGAUUCGUCUAUUAUUUAUUGGCUGUAGAAAAAGGAAUGUUUGGUAAUCUAAAGCGAAACAUUAGUACCGAAGUUCAUCCAUCUCGUCGUUGUCGAUCGAUUGACGAAUUGUUCAAUGCCACUGUCAUCUCGCAACCUCGGUUACGUCGCAUCAAACACUAUCAACAGCCAUGUCUAAAACGAAUAUCUGGAGAAAAACUGAAAUGCUUUUAUGACGACGAGCUUAUAUGUGUAUGCGAUAAGACCAAUUAUGCCUUUUGUAUUAAUUUUGAAUCGGCAUCAUUCGAAUGUCUGUGGAACAAGUGUAGCAAUCGAGGAAAAUGCGUACAGAAUCAUGAAAUUUGUCCAUCGAGUUCCUUGUGUCUUUGUGAACCGUGCAGUUAUGGAUCAAUCUGUCAAUUCUCAACAGCUGGCUAUUCUCUCUCACUUGAUGCUAUUCUUGGUUCACAUCUAGGCACCAAAAAUACCAAUAUAUUUGAACAGACAAGAGUUAUUAAACUUAGUAUGCUUUUUCUCAGUAUAUUAUUUAUCACUGGCACUAUUCUUAAUGUAUUUGCCAUCGGUACAUUUGCCCAGAAAAUGACACAUAAAGUAGGCUGUGGUCUUUACUUAUUUAUUUCAUCAUUUCUUGGCCUUCUUACUAUGAUCAUGCUCAUGUGCAAGAUGAUUCUCUUGAUAUAUUUUGAACAACAAAGUAUAACUUGUUCACUUGUCGAAUUUCUCCUCAAAUGGGGACAAACAGGUUCUGGAUGGCUCAAUGCAUGUGUAGCAGUCGAACGUACUUUGGCUGUUAUUCGUCAGGCACAAUAUUCUAAUUUAGCAAGUAAACGUCGAGCAAAAUGGGUUGUGAUGAGUGUACUUCUGUUGAUGGGUGUUGUCUGUUCGCCAGAAUUAAUUUUUCGUCGAACAGUUAUUGAUAGGCAGGACCAGCGAGUAUGGUGCGUCUUCAAUCUCAAUAAUGAUCAAAGAAUAUUUCAAACACUCUAUUCAGUCUUGAAUAUAUUGUUAUUCAUAGUUCCCUUAUCGAUCAAUUUACUCAGUAGUAUUCUAAUCAUUAUGGGCACUUUUCGUUCAAAAACCAAAACAACUGUAAUUACCAAUGUCAAGUGCGAUGAUGUCGGCAGCGAAGCCACUAAAACUAACAAAACGAACGUGACGUUAGCCAAGUUGAACAAUCGAUCGGCAAUGAUCAAAGAGCAAAUUAUCAAACAUAAACAUAUAUUGAUCGCACCUGUUCUUCUCGGUAUUUUCUCCGUGCCACAUUCUGUGCUCGCUUUUAUUUUGGUAUGCACCAAGGUUGAUCGAAAUCCAUUUGUCACUUUAUCCGUUUAUUUGAUUGGCUAUUUCCCAUCGAUGGCAAUACCCUUUGCAUUCGUUCUACCGUCACAAACCUAUCGAAAAGCUUGUCAUUUAUGCGUCGAACAAAUUCUCCCACAAUGUAUUCGAAAGUGGCUUGAGACCCACCGUCGUCCUCGACUUUAA
Molecule: messenger RNA, 4437 nt
Organism: Didymodactylos carnosus
Lineage: Eukaryota; Metazoa; Rotifera; Eurotatoria; Philodinida; Philodinidae
Source: the annotation of a GenBank genome assembly